AUGAUAUACAGUGGACACCGAUUGGUGGUGGUAGAUGGGUUGAAUGCCGCUCGGGAAGUCAUCUUAUCUUCACAUUCACAUUCACAUCUCGGGCCACCGGAGUCAUCGAAAACGAAAAAUGACGCGACUGAUGCAGUCCCUCAAAUGCCGUCGAAUUUGCAUCCAAUUUCCAAUCCGCGGGGUCUGCAUCUCUUGGCCCCCCAAUACGGAAAUUCACGCGUCGCCACUGCAUCUGCCCAUUCUCUUGCAAUCACUGCCGAGUUACUUCCGGCUAGGUUUUGGUCGUUGAAAGAAGGAGAUUUCAAUGGUCUUUGUGUGACAAUGACCAGGGAAUAG
Molecule: messenger RNA, 336 nt
Organism: Aspergillus puulaauensis
Lineage: Eukaryota; Fungi; Ascomycota; Eurotiomycetes; Eurotiales; Aspergillaceae
Exons: 1
Coding region: 1-336 (111 amino acids)
Source: RefSeq, a predicted model, not a curated record